This is a messenger RNA of Diospyros lotus (date-plum), 1770 nucleotides long. RefSeq lists its product as uncharacterized. The coding region runs from base 1 to 1770 and encodes 589 amino acids. Gene Ontology annotation, cellular component: membrane. The record is from RefSeq and is a predicted model, not a curated record. Lineage: Eukaryota; Viridiplantae; Streptophyta; Magnoliopsida; Ericales; Ebenaceae. The transcript has a single exon.
AUGGUGUUUUCCGUCAAUGGAGUCGACGGCGGAUGGGCCCUAACCCUGCAAAUCCUCAACGGCCGCUGGUUCAUGAUGUUUGCUUCUGCCCUCAUCAUGUCCGUCGCCGGUGCGACCUAUAUCUUCGGCCUCUACUCCAAUAACCUAAAAUCCUCCCUCGGCUACGACCAAACCACCCUUCUCCUGCUCAGCUUCUUCAAGGACUUGGGCGCCAACGUCGGCAUCCUUCCCGGCCUCAUCAACGAGGUCACGCCGCCAUGGGUGGUCCUCUCGAUGGGCGUUGUCCUCAACUUCUUCGGCUUCUUCAUGGUCUGGCUUGCCGUCACCAGUCGGAUAGCCAGACCCCAGAUCUGGCACAUGUGUCUGUACAUUUUUGUGGGCUCAAAUUCUCAAGCUUUCGCCAACACAGGAUCGCUCGUCACAUGCGUCAAGAACUUCCCGGAGAGUCGUAGCGUUGUCUUGGGGUUGCUCAAGGGCUUCCUCGGCCUCAGCAGCGCCAUCAUCACGCAGCUCUACCACGGCAUCUACGGCGCCGAGAAUGCCAGCGCUCUCAUUUUGCUCAUCGCUUGGCUUCCCCCCACCAUAUCCAUCGUGUUCCUACGAACCAUUCGAAUUAUCAGAGUUGCCCCACAACCACCGAACGAGCUCCAAGUCUUCCACAAGUUCCUCUACUUAUCACUGGCUCUUGCUGGCUUUCUCCUGAUCGUCAUUGUCGUUCAGAAGAUGGUCCACUUCACGCGACUUGAGUACGUCAGCAGCGCCGUCAUCGUCCUCAUCCUGCUUCUUCUCCCAAUCACUCCAGUGAUCAAGGAAGAAUACAGCAUUUGGAAAAGCAAGAAACAAGCUGCGACUGUUCCAGCCCAGUUGAAAAUCAGUACCGAGACACCGACGGCGCCACCAACAGAGCAAGAAGUUCCAGUUUCCUGCUUCAAAGACGUGUUUCGGCCACCGGAGAGAGGCGAAGACUACACAAUUUUCCAGGCACUCUUCAGCAUCGACAUGCUAAUUAUCAUCUUCGCAUCAAUUUGCGGCAUCGGAGGCACAUUAACUGCCGUAGACAACCUAGGACAAAUCGGGGCUUCCCUCGGAUACCCAUCUAGAAGCAUUAGCACUUUCGUGUCACUAAUAAGCAUCUGGAACUUUCUGGGUCGAGUUGUGGCCGGAUUUGCCUCUGAAAUUCUCCAAACAAAGUACAAGUUCCCACGACCUCUACUACUCACUGUCGUCCUCUUCUUCUCCUGCAUUGGCUACAUCCUUAUCGCGUUCAAUGUUUGGAAUGGUCUUUACGUAGCAACAAUCAUCAUUGGAUUUUGCCUUGGCGCACAAUACCCAUUGCUUCUAACUAUCAUCUCUGAAAUUUUUGGGCUCAAAUACUACUCUUCGCUCUCCAAUUUUGGGGUAGCGGCGUGCCCAGUUGGGUCAUAUGUGCUCAAUGUGAUAGUCACUGGUGGUUUAUAUGACGAACAGGCUGAGAAGCAGAUGAAGGCAUUAGGGCUUGCUGCGAAGGGCAACAACAACAACAUGGAUUGCAAGGGAGAGGAGUGCUUCAAAUUGGCUUUCAUUAUAAUCACAGCGGUGACAGUGGCUGGUGCAUUGGGUUCUGCCAUUUUGGUGCUUAGGACUUGGAAGUUUUAUAGGAGCGACGUUAAUAAGAAGUUCAGGGAGGAGGGGGUGGAGACAGAGGCAGAGGUGGUUGAGAUGGAGACAACAGCCGCCGAAAAUGGCGAUGAACGGCCAGCUAGAGGCCACAGCAAGAUAGACGAUUGUUAG